Alligator sinensis (Chinese alligator) is the source of this 2765-nucleotide messenger RNA. RefSeq names its product RAB11 family interacting protein 5 (gene RAB11FIP5). The transcript is spliced from 3 exons. Gene Ontology annotation, biological process: regulated exocytosis. The record is from RefSeq and is a predicted model, not a curated record. Bases 432 to 2687 code for a protein of 751 amino acids. Gene Ontology annotation, cellular component: secretory granule; early endosome; phagocytic vesicle. Gene Ontology annotation, molecular function: small GTPase binding. Lineage: Eukaryota; Metazoa; Chordata; Crocodylia; Alligatoridae.
AAGUGGCUGUAGACCUAGAGACCUGGGGAAAUGUCACUGUCGUAAAAGGCUCAGAGGUGGACUUAGCGAGUGCAGGUCAGGAAGCCACGCUGAUGGAAGAGGUCACGUUGAGUCAUUUGCCUCCAGACACAUUGGUGGAGAGUGGAAAAAACAGCACCUCUCAAGUUUGGUUCUCUAGGUUUGCACUGGAAAUACCGAGGGAAUAGCGUGCUUCUUCCCCACUGACGGCUCAAACUGCUGCCAGAGAGGAAUGGGACAGAGAAGACGUGCAUGGGGAAAAACCAACUGAGACGUAUGAGGAGGAACCCACUAGUCCAGGGGAAGAUAAAGGGACAACUGUAGGACAAGAGCCAUUUCAGUGGCUCUCCGAAAGCGACCAGGACUUAGCUGAAAGUAGACAAAAGGGUCAGGAGAAUGAAUGCAGACAACGUAUGGGGUCAGAUGAAGAGAGCAGCUCUCUGAGUGCAUUACGCAUACUGACCAAAAGCGGCUUUGAUUUGGAGAAACCUGGUGAGAUGCUUUCUGGCAGCAAUGCUGCUGCCGUGCUGCCGCUGGGGUGGCCUGAAGAUGCAGUGGAGCCUUCGCUGACUGCAAGGGAUCACGGCUCUAAUAGUAAAGUGGUAAUGUUGGCUACAGUGCCGCCGGCCUGCGGGCUCCCAGCUAGCACACAAGAGGAGGCAGAGGAAAGCAAUGUGCAACUACGUCCUGACUCUCCUGAGACACAAGAAGUCUCCUCUCCAUGGACUGAGCCCCAGGAGAUUGAGACGGAGAGCUACGGGGCAUCUGGUUUGGAGCUGCACGUGGGGACGCCACCUCCUAAACCUCCAAGGCGGUUCGCGUCCUUGGAUUUUAGCAAGGAAGAUGACCAGGCCCAUUCAGACCUGCAGAGGAGCCAGCGAGGGGUCAGAGGUGACAGUGAAAAUGGGGAAAGCCCAGUGGGGGAAAUGCAUCAGCAAAACAUUGCAAGCAGAGAGAACAUGGCCCUGGCAGCACCCAGCCCCCCUGCACUGAGACCAGCAGUAAUUGAAGCCAAAGCCAGGAGCAUCCCUUUAAUGGCUGAGGAUGCUAAAUCUGCCACCGAGGACCGGGCAGCUAAUUUGGAGGCGAAAAAUAAUGAGUUGACGAAGUGGGACGCCUCUUCUGGGGAAAGCCUGUUAGAGAUAAAUGAGGAGGCGACGGCCGAGCAGUUCGAGACUUGCCCUUCGAAACUCUCCCUAGACGAAUUAGGUGCCAAAGACGACUCAGACAAAUUGGGAGCCGCAAAUCCUGACUUCCCUGCCCAUCUAAUUGGGGCUGCCCCGUCACAACAGAUCACCCAGCUACGCUCCACCGGGCAGGCGGACGGCGCUGGGGGGGGCUCGUCACAAGUGGCACCUGCAGUCCCAGAACUGAAAGAAAUCCCCCCUGCAAAACCACGCGCUCCAGGGGACCCUGACAUCUGCCAGCCUGUGCUGUUUUGGACGGCUCUGGAGGAGCAGCCCUCGGCCAGCCACAGCCAGGCUGACCAGCCGGAAAGGUUAGGUCUUAGCAAGUCUCCACCUGAGCUAGCAUCUAAAUCGGCACAGGGAGAUAGUGAGGAGCCUCCUGGGCAUGAGGAAGGCCCAGGCCAAAGCCAGAAGAAUAAAGCAGAAGCCCAGGUGUCCCGAAGCGUGGAAGGGUUGGCAGGCUCUCUGUGGGAGCCGGAGCAGGGUAGCUGUUCAGCUAGGGAGGCCAAGCCAUUGCUGGGUCAGUGGCCUGCCCACUCAGUAGCUCCAGUGAUUGACUUCAAAAAGGCUGACUUCUGGAAGCAAGAGGGAGCAGAGGAGAGCAGUAGGCGGGAUGACACCUGUACUUUGGGCAAUCCCUUCACUCCCCUAGCCAGCCCUCCUGCCCCAACCAACCCCUUUGUGGGAAAGCCACCCAGCACCUUCCCAGCUCCAACCAUGUCCCCCGAAAUGCCUGGCCAGGGAGCUCUCCACUUCAAAGACCCUCACAAGGAGGCUGCUCCUCCAGGCUUCCAGCCCGCUAACUUCCCCGUGGACCGGCUAGCCGAGCAUCCUUUCCUGCAUGGCAAGCAACCCUUGGCCUUCUCCACACCUUCCCUUGUGGCUGCAACUAACUCUGAACAGUUUGAUUUCCCUUCCCCGAUCGUGCGUGCUACAACUGGUGGGGUCCCCGCAGUGACCAGCCAGGCAGCAGCCCAGCCCUACCCCUUGCCGCAGCCCGGUGGCCCGAAAGCCUCAACGCUCGUGGUUUUGCCCAAGGAGACACAGCCAGCUGAGAAGGCCUUUUUCCAGCCGACAACCAGUCCUCAUCCAGUGAAGCCCAUAAGUGCUGCGGUGUCAGAGGCCUCCAUUGAGAAAAAGCAGCACAGGUCCAGCUUGACCUCUGCCCUGAGCAGUGGCCUGGAGAAGCUGAAGACCGUCACAACGGGCAGCAUCCAGCCAGUGGCCCCGUCCACGCAACUAGAGAAGGCGGAGCACAAGAAAUUAAAGGAUCCUGCUCUGCCAGACCAGUCUGCCAAGUAUUAUCACCUGACCCAUGACGAACUCAUCCAGCUGCUGCUGCAGAGGGAGAAAGAACUGAGCAAGAAGGAGGAGCACAUCCAGGAGCUGGAAAACUACAUUGACCGGCUGCUGGUGCGCAUUAUGGAACAGUCUCCCACCCUCCUUCAGAUCCCCCUAGAGGAAACCAAGACCAGCAAGUAGCCUCGCUCCUCGGAGAUCUCGUCAGCAUCACUUGCCUACAGCACUUCUGGAAUAAACACGCUACACCCCCCCCCCCCC